Messenger RNA from Grammomys surdaster, 4888 nucleotides. RefSeq names its product nidogen 2 (gene Nid2). The coding region runs from base 76 to 4281 and encodes 1401 amino acids. Gene Ontology annotation, cellular component: basement membrane. The record is from RefSeq and is a predicted model, not a curated record. Gene Ontology annotation, biological process: cell-matrix adhesion. NCBI's taxonomy places the organism in Eukaryota, Metazoa, Chordata, Mammalia, Rodentia, Muridae. The transcript is spliced from 21 exons. Gene Ontology annotation, molecular function: calcium ion binding.
CCAAGUUGGAGUCUGGCGGGCAGUGUGGCCCGCAGAGACUCGCCGAGUGGGGGGCAGAUCCUGGGAAGAGUGAACAUGUCUCGGGACCCGACAGCCAGGUGGCUGGCACCGCCAUCGCUGCUAUCGCUGCUGCUGUUGCUGCUGUCGAGAGUCGAGGCUCUGCGUCCUGACGAGCUCUUUCCUUACGGGGAGUCGUGGGGAGACCAGCUGCUGCCCGAGGGCGACGACGAAAGCUCAGCAGCUGUGAGGCUGGCAGUACCCCUGCGCUUCUACGAUGCCCAGUUCAGCAAUCUCUACGUGGGCACCAACGGCAUCAUCUCCACCCAGGACUUCCCCAGGGAGACUCAAUAUGUAGAUGAUGAUUUUCCUACGGACUUCCCAGCCAUCGCCCCGUUCCUGGCUGACAUCGACACUAGUCACAGCAGGGGCCGGAUCCUGUACCGCGAGGACACCUCCCAGGCUGUGCUGAGUCUGGCCGCCCGCUACGUGCGCACAGGGUUCCCGCUGUCCGGGUCCAGCUUCACCCCCACCCACGCCUUCCUGGCCACCUGGGAGCACGUGGGCGCCUACGAGGAGGUCAGGCGCGGGGCUGCGCCAUCGGGAGAGCUGAACACUUUCCAGGCUGUUCUGGCAUCUGAUGAAUCUGAUACCUACGCCCUCUUUCUCUAUCCUGCCAAUGGCCUUCAGUUCUUUGGAACCCGCCCCAAAGAGUCCUACAAUGUCCAGCUGCAGCUUCCCGCUAGGGUGGGCUUCUGCCGAGGGGAAGCGGAUGACCUGAAGAGAGACGCACUGUAUUUCAGCCUGACUAACACUGAGCAGUCUGUGAAGAAUCUCUACCAACUAAGCAACCUGGGGAUUCCUGGAGCGUGGGCUUUUCACAUUGGCAGCAGGUUCGCCCUGGACAAUGUCAGACCAGCCACAAUUGGAAGCGACCUUUCCACAGCUCGCUCCUCAGCGCCGGAGCACUCCUUCAACCAUGCUGCAGCCCUGGAGAGCUAUACUGAGGACCGUUUCGAUUAUUACGAUGAGAAUGAAGAGGACGUUGAAUAUCCACCAAUUGAACCAGAGGAGGCCCUGGAAGGUCACAGCAGAAUUGAUGUGUCUUUCAAUUCAAAGGCUGAUCCAGGCCUUGUGGAUGGAGGCACAUCAUCUCCAGGUUCCGAUCAUGCUUCUCCUUUGCCACACCCAGCACCUGGUAACUGGCCAUCCUACCGGGAAACAGAAUCAGCUUCCUUGGACCCUCAAACCAAACAGGGGCCACCUAUGGGAGAGGUAGAGGUCCUGGAUUCCAAGGACCCAGCAGAGUUUUUGGAUCAGAUGGGUACCAGAACCCCAGCCCCUCCAGAGGCGGAGGCAGCUUUCCUGACUCCAGUCAAGGAAGACCUUGGGAGCAGAAACACCCAGUCCUAUCCGGAGGCAGGGCCAGUGCCUUCAGUGCCAAAUGUUCCUGUCCCUCCUCUGGAAGGAGAAGUCCUUCCUAAUUACCCCGUGUCUGGUCACGUGCCACCCCUGAGUGGAGGGAGGUAUGUGGUAGGACUGGAGGACCACGUUGGUUCUAAUGAUCAAGUCUUCACGUACAAUGGCGCCAACCGGGAAACUUGCGAACACAGCCACGGCCAGUGCUCCCGGCAUGCCUUCUGCACCGACUACACCACUGGCUAUUGCUGCCACUGCCAGUCUAGGUUUUAUGGAAACGGGAAGCACUGCCUGCCAGAAGGGGCACCUCACCGAGUGAAUGGGAAAGUGAGUGGCCACCUCCGAGUGGGUCACACUCCUGUGCACUUCACUGACGUGGAUCUACACGCUUACAUCGUGGGCAAUGAUGGCAGAGCCUACACUGCCAUCAGUCAUAUCCCACAGCCGGCAGCCCAGGCCCUGCUCCCUGUCCUGCCCAUCGGAGGCCUGUUUGGCUGGCUCUUUGCUUUGGAGAAGCCAGGCUCUGAGAAUGGCUUCAGCCUCACAGGUGCUACCUUUGUCCAUGAUGUGGAAGUGACUUUUUACCCUGGAGACGAGAGGGUUCGUAUCACUCAAACUGCCGAGGGGCUUGACCCAGAGAACUAUCUAAGCAUUAAGACCAACAUUGAAGGCCAGGUGCCCUUCAUCCCUGCGAAUUUCACAGCCCACAUUCCUCCGUACAAAGAGUUUUAUCAUCACAGGGACUCAGUCGUGACGUCCUCCAGUUCCAGAAGUUUCUCUCUCACUUCUGGUUCUAUCAACCAAACAUGGUCCUAUCACAUCGACCAGAACAUCACUUACAAGGCGUGCAGGCACGCCCCCAGACACCUGGCCAUCCCUGCCACCCAGCAGCUGACUGUGGAUCGGGCCUUUGCUUUGUACAGUGAAGAUGAGGGUGUGCUGAGGUUUGCUGUGACCAAUCAGAUUGGCCCUGUUGAAGUGGACUCAGCCCCUGCUGCAGUGAAUCCUUGCUAUGACGGAAGCCACACCUGUGACACAACAGCAAGGUGCCACCCGGGGACAGGUGUAGACUACACCUGCGAGUGCACGCCUGGGUUCCAGGGUGAUGGCCGGAGCUGUGUGGAUGUUAAUGAAUGUGCCACUGGCUUCCACCGCUGUGGCCCCAAUUCUGUGUGUGUCAACUUGGUGGGAAGCUACCGGUGUGAAUGCCGUAGUGGCUAUGAAUUUGCAGAUGACCAGCACACUUGUAUCUUGAUUGCCCCACCUCCCAACCCUUGCCUUGAUGGCAGUCACACCUGUGCCCCUGAGGGGCAGGCCCGGUGCAUUCACCAUGGAGGCAGCUCAUUCAGCUGUGCCUGCCUACCAGGCUUUGUUGGCACUGGGCAUCAGUGUUCUGAUGUUGAUGAAUGUGCGGAAAACAGAUGUCAUGAGGCAGCUAUCUGCUACAACACUCCCGGGUCCUUCUCCUGCCGUUGCCAGCCUGGGUAUCAUGGGGAUGGGUUUCACUGCACCUCUGACACGGUUCCUGGAGAUUCCAUCUCAGGACUGAAGCCCUGUGAAUACCAGCAGCGCUAUGCCCAGGCACAGCAUGCCUACCCUGGGUCACGGAUCCACAUCCCCCAGUGUGAUGACCAGGGAAACUUCGUGCCACUGCAGUGCCAUGGGAGCACUGGCUUCUGCUGGUGUGUGGACCGAAAUGGCCAUGAAGUCCCUGGCACCCAGACUCCACCUGGCUCCACCCCACCCCAUUGUGGACCACCUCCAGAGCCCACCCAGAGGCCUCGGACUGUCUGUGAGCGCUGGAGGGAAAGCCUGCUGGAACACUACGGGGGCACACCCAGGGACGACCAGUAUGUGCCCCAGUGUGACGACCUGGGACACUUCAUCCCCCUGCAGUGCCAUGGGAAGAGCGAUUUCUGUUGGUGUGUGGACAAGGAUGGCAGAGAGCUACAGGGCACGCGCUCGCAGCCAGGCACCAUGCCUGCAUGCCUACCCACUGUCGCUCCACCUGUGGUCCGCCCCACACCCCGGCCUGAUGUGACUCCUCCGUCUGUGGGCACCUUCCUGCUCUAUGCCCAGGGCCAGCAGAUUGGCCACUUGCCCCUCAAUGGCAGCAGGCUUCAGAAGGAUGCAGCCAGGACCCUGCUGUCACUGCAUGGCUCCAUAGUUGUGGGGAUUGACUAUGAUUGCCGGGAGAGAAUGGUCUACUGGACAGACGUUGCAGGUCGGACCAUCAGCCGUGCCAGCUUGGAGGCAGGAGCCGAACCCGAGACCAUCAUUACCUCAGGUUUGAUAAGCCCCGAAGGACUUGCCAUUGACCACUACCGUAGAACAAUGUACUGGACAGAUAGUGGCCUGGAUAAGAUAGAGCGGGCCGGACUGGAUGGUUCCGAGCGUAAGGUCCUCUUCCACACAGAUCUGGUGAAUCCACGAGCCAUCACUGUGGAUCCAAUCCGAGGCAACUUGUACUGGACAGACUGGAAUCGAGAAGCUCCUAAAAUUGAAACAUCAUCUUUAGAUGGCGAAAACAGAAGAAUUCUGAUCAACAAAGAUAUUGGAUUACCCAAUGGAUUAACCUUUGACCCCUUCUCCAAACUGCUCUGCUGGGCAGAUGCAGGAACCAAAAAACUGGAGUGUACACUACCUGAUGGAACUGGGCGGCGUGUCAUCCAAAACCAUCUCAGUUACCCCUUCAGCAUCAUCAGCUAUGCAGACCACUUCUACCACACGGACUGGCGGAGGGAUGGUGUUAUAUCAGUGAAUAAAGACAGUGGCCAGAUUACUGAUGAAUAUCUCCCGGAGCAACGGUCUCACCUCUAUGGGAUCACUGCAGUCUACCCCUACUGUCCAACAGGAAGAAAAUGAACAUUAAGUAUUAAAUGUAUAGGAGGAUUUCAAGUUUACAAGAAUCUUGACCUAAGAACAUUUGCUACGAAGGCAAAGACAGUGAAAAGAAUUGGCCAUCAUGAGUUCUUGGCACACAAAAUGAGCAUUUUCAGUGCAGCGAGACUCAAGUAUAUUUUGUGAAAUGUAUACCUCAAUCUUUACUACUGUAUUUUUAAAAACAAAGGUUAUCACAAGUUUAAAAUAGAAUUUUAAUCAUUGCUUAUUAAAUCAACUUUUGUAAACAGUUAUUUAAAAGGCCAAAUUCACUCAACAAAGAACCAACUAGAGCAAAGACACUAAAUCUGAUUUUUAUCUGCCAUGGAGUCUACCUGGCCAAGAAAAGUGAAGAGAACAAAUGGUUCCUACAGCCCGCUGAGACCCCUGUGACAGACAGACCACGGGGUUGACCCAGCCUAUUUAUACUGCUCGGUGAAGUCCUCAGACUUUAUUUAUACUAAAGGUGCUAGAAAGAUUCCCCAAAGUGCCUCUACAGAAGCAUCCCUCAAAAGUAUUCUGUGUUAAACACCAAAGAUGCAGCAGUUCUUAAAUUUUCUAUAUAACUCCAAUAAAAUAUUUUAAAGCUUUC